Molecule: messenger RNA, 3348 nt
Organism: Cololabis saira (Pacific saury)
Lineage: Eukaryota; Metazoa; Chordata; Actinopteri; Beloniformes; Belonidae
Gene: mapk8a
Product: mitogen-activated protein kinase 8a
Exons: 12
Coding region: 288-1610 (440 amino acids)
Biological process (GO): protein phosphorylation; JNK cascade
Cellular component (GO): nucleus; cytoplasm
Molecular function (GO): JUN kinase activity; ATP binding
Source: RefSeq, a predicted model, not a curated record
UCAGUGACGCAGCGCCGGGACGCAUGCCCCGUGCGCGCUGCGCGUCCUGCUCUGUCAGUAGCAGCCAGAUGGAAACGUAGGCAAUGAAUUUGGUGAGGUCAUGUAUUUUAAGCCGCACAACGGGAUAACUCAUCCUUCAGCGGCGGCAUAAACAAAAACAGCCAGCCGCCCCCGGGAGCAUUUCCCCCCCUAAUAACGGGACCGCCGGCAGCAUCGAUCUCGGGCUCGUUUAUCCGACAAAGAGGACAUUUUUGGAUGCGCAGAAAGCACUAAUUGAGGAAUUCACCAUGAACAAAAACAAGAAAGAGAAAGAGUUCUACAGCCUGGAGGUUGGGGAUUCAACAUUCACGGUACUGAAGCGAUACCAGAACCUAAGACCCAUCGGCUCAGGAGCACAGGGGAUCGUCUGUUCCGCUUAUGACCAAAUCCUUGAACGAAAUGUUGCCAUCAAGAAGCUGAGCCGGCCGUUUCAGAACCAGACCCAUGCUAAGAGGGCCUACAGGGAGCUAGUCCUAAUGAAAUAUGUCAAUCACAAAAAUAUCAUUGGCCUGUUAAAUGUAUUCACCCCACAAAAAUCAUUAGAAGAUUUCCAAGACGUAUAUUUGGUGAUGGAGCUGAUGGAUGCCAACCUCUGCCAGGUCAUUCAGAUGGAGCUGGACCACGAGAGGCUGUCCUACCUGCUCUAUCAGACGUUGUGCGGUAUCAAACACCUCCACUCCGCCGGCAUCAUUCACAGGGACCUCAAGCCCAGUAACAUAGUUGUCAAGUCAGAUUGUACCCUGAAGAUUUUGGACUUUGGUUUGGCUCGGACGGCCGCCACAGGUCUCCUGAUGACGCCGUACGUGGUCACGCGCUACUACAGAGCACCAGAAGUCAUCCUGGGGAUGGGCUACCAAGCCAAUGUGGACAUAUGGUCUGUGGGCUGCAUUCUGGCAGAAAUGGUUCGCCAUAAAAUCCUCUUCCCAGGAAGGGACUACAUCGACCAGUGGAACAAGGUAAUUGAGCAGCUCGGUACUCCGUCUCAGGAUUUUCUGAUGAAGCUGAAUCAGUCGGUAAGGACGUAUGUAGAAAACAGGCCCCGGUAUGCUGGAUACAGCUUUGAGAAGCUCUUCCCAGAUGUGCUCUUCCCCGCCGACUCUGACCACAACAAACUGAAAGCGAGCCAAGCUAGAGAUCUCUUAUCCAAGAUGUUGGUGAUUGAUGCCUCAAAGCGCAUCUCUGUGGAUGAUGCCCUUCAGCACCCGUAUAUUAACGUUUGGUAUGAUCCAGCCGAGGUGGAAGCACCCCCUCCAAAGAUCCCGGACAAGCAGCUGGAUGAGAGAGACCAUACUGUAGAGGAGUGGAAAGAUCUAAUUUAUAAGGAAGUGACUGAAUGGGAGGAAUUUACAAAGAAUGGAGUGAUAAGAGGUCAGCCGUCUCCUUUAGGUGCAGCAGUGAUCGACAGCCCCCCCCAGCCCUCGUCCUCCUCUUCUUCCUCCUCUUCGGCCAACGAUGUUUCAUCCAUGUCCACCGAGCCCACUGAUCCCAGCAGUGACCCCACCAUGGCCUCUGAAACGGACAGCAGCUUGGACAGUCACACCUCUCUGGGUGCGCUGGCCUGCUGCAGAUAACACGCGCGUCUGCACAGACACACGUCCACACUCACACCUCCCUCAUCAGUGUGUCUGCCGAGAGACGGUGCGGACGAAUGGAACUCACAUUGGUUUCUAGAGCUGCGGUUUUAAUGUACAGUUUGUUUUUAAUGUCCCCCUCCCCCCACCCCCCGCCAUCCCUACACUGCUGUAAAUUAUUGUGGUAUGAAAUUGUAUCAUGAUGACUGUAUUUUUUUCUGCAAAGAAUCAAGAGUAUGUUUUGAUGUGAAACUGUGAUUAAUGUAACAAAAAAAGGGAUUUGAGUGUGUUUUACACAUUGCUGGGUUUUUUUUUUUGCUACUGCAAGAGUCAAACACCAUACCAUUACUACCCCCGUAUUAUGUUGGAGAUUCUUUUUCUUCAUGUACAGUUUUUGGACUUUUGAAGGAAUAUACACCAGUUCUGUCUGAUGGGAGGCAAAUGUGAUCUUGGAUUGAAAUGUACAUGAAAGUUUUUUUAUUUUGACAUAGUUUUGUCUUAUUCUUGUAGAAAGCAGGCCUUGGGAUAUCAAAGUUAAUAUAUUUCUUUUUAAAUCGUGUAUGAAUGUGUUCAUCUUGAAAGUCUGUUUGUUGCCCUGAUGGAAUUUUUUUUAUUAUUUUUUACUAGAGUACUGUAUUUAUUGACGUAGAUGUAAUUUGUAGGUAACGGUUUGUCGGAGGAAUAAGAACAGGGUGAAUGUAAAAGUAAAAGAAGAAGCUUGUUGGUGCUGUAACGAGCUGAAGUGGGCCGCCCCACUGGCUAUUGUGAAUGCUGUGAUUGGGGACUGUCACCAGAGACUAAAUUUAAAUUAGUCACUUUAUCUUUUUGGCAUGUUGUGUCAGACAUUAUUCACAGCUGUCUGAUUUAAUAUUUAAUUUAAGUGCCCUUACUCAGUUUCGUGAUUUCUUUUUUUAUUUUAUUGUUUCAGUCCUCUUUACGGCAGAGACGUCUUGAGUUCUACCUCACACAUGCAAACAAUCAAACACAUUUUUAGAGACAAACAGAAUCAUGGCACAGAUGAUUUGACAGAAUGCAAAGUAGUUUUUUUUCUCCAGUUUUUUAUUUCAAGCUAGAAGGUAUCUGUUAAUGUACAUCUCAUUCAGAAGUACUAUUUAUAUGCUCUUGUGUGGGUGUGUGUAGUUAACUCAUGGAUUAGUAGUCGGUGAACAACCUGUACAUUUGACUGUAGAUGUAUGCAUGUUUUCUGGGAAACAGAAAACAGGUAUUUGCCACCUGCCAUGGUAUUUAUGUAUUCAACGAUUCAGAUUCCUAAACUGUAUAUUUCGUGGUUUUGGAGCUCAAAGCGGUAAAACUUUACCAUCAACUCCCAGAAUGCACCCUGGGGAUUGGGACACUUGUCCUGAGCCCUGUUUUGGCCACAUCACUUCUGACUGUUUUGACUUCCUUUUUGUGUGUGUGGCUUUCCCCCUCCUCCAUCCUCUAAGAAACAUAGAUCAGAUAGAAUAGACUGUUGCAUGAGUUUUCUCUGAGCAUUAGUGCAGGUACAUUUAUUGUAGAGUUAUUUAUUGCACCGCUGGGAUGGUGCUGAGGACUGAUGAGGAUGUGGCCAAACACCGUCAGCGAAGACUAAAAGCUCAUGUGGUAUGUUUUGCAAAGGACAGUCGUGUGAAUUUCAGCCUUUUAUCUAACAAUGACUCACUCACAGAUAAAUUAUUCAGCUCGCUAGUUAUGGAAACUGUCUACCUUCAACUCCAGCAAAUAAAGAGUUUCAUUUUAA